ACUUUGGCGCAGUGCGGAGGGAGCGGGAAAGAUCAGGAGGGACCCAGAAGGAGCAAGAGAGAACGAGGAGAAACCCGGAGACACGAUGAGCGCCUACGACCCUUUCAGCCCCCUGCGGAAACCUUGGGAAGACCACCGCUAUGGCCGCACCGCCAAGUCCAGCAUCUCCUCCAGCCUGUACACCGUGCACCGCUCGAGCACCCCCAAGCGCUCAGUGCGCACUAGCUCGGUGUCCUCGCUGCCCGAGCUCGCCGAGCGGGUGGACCUGGCCCAGGUGAGCAGCCUGAACGCCGAGCUGCUGACUCUGCGCGCCCAGGAGCGGGAGCAGCUGAUGGACCUCAACGACCGCUUCGCCACCUACAUCGAGAAGGUGCACUUCCUGGAGCAGCAGAACAAGGUGCUGCUGGUGGAGCUGGAGGCGCUCCGCCAGAAACAGAGCGACCCGUCCCGCCUGCACCAGAUCUACGAGGAGGAGAUCCGGGGACUGAGGGCGCUGGUGGAUGCCGAGAGCGCCGAGAAGGCCAGGAUGGAAGCGGAAAGGGAGCGCCUCCGUGAUGUCUACGGGCAGGCCAAGGAAAGGUACGAGGAGGAGGUGAGGCUCCGCAUGGAGGCCGAAGGCGAGCUGCAGAAGGCGCGGGAGAGCGCCGACAAGGUGCUCCUGGCCAACAGCGACUUGGAGGGCUCCAUCAGCUCGCUGGUGGAGGAGAUCGCUUUCCUAAAGAAGGUGCACGGCGAGGAAAGUGCCGAACUGGCGGCGCAGAUCCAGGCGGCGCACCUGACCGUGGAGGUGGAGGUAGCCAAGCCCGACCUGUCGGUGGCCUUGCGGGAGAUCCGCUGCCAAUACGAGAAGCUGGCGCACAAGAACAUGCAGGCGGCCGAGGACUGGUACCGCACCAAGUUCGCCACCGUUUCCGAGCUGGCGAGCCGCAACAGCCAAGCGGUGCGCUCCAUCCGCGAGGAGACGGCCGAAUACCACCGGCUGCUGCAGUCUCGCCGCUCCGAGAUCGACGGGCUCCGCAGUGUCAUCGACUCCCUGCAGAAACAGCUGGAGAGCCUGGAGGAGCGGCAAGCCAAGGAGGUUGGCAAGUACCAGGACCGCAUCAAUGAACUGGAGAAGGAGAUCCACGAGGCGAAGCAGGAGAUGGCGCGGUACCUGAGGGAAUACCAGGACCUGCUCAACGUCAAGAUGGCUCUGGACAUCGAGAUCGCCGCCUACAGGAAACUUCUGGAAGGCGAAGAGUUCCGGCUGAGUUUCUCGUCACUGCCGCCCUACAGUUAGACCGUGGAACCUGAGUAACCGUGCAGCCUCGUCCAUCACAUUCCUCCCCUCCUCUCCCGUCCACCCCACAGCCGCUGCUCAGCAUCAUCCAUCCCGUGACCUGUAACCCGUGAACACGCGCGUUCACGCCCAGCGUGCGCGCAUACUUACACGCGUAGGGGCGCAGUGGCAUAUCUGUGCAAGGUGCCCCCUCCCUUUGAUCGCUCACCUACCCAGUAGACAGCCCGAUGCGUGAUAACGGGGGGCGGGGGG
Messenger RNA from Mobula hypostoma (lesser devil ray), 1531 nucleotides. RefSeq names its product neuronal intermediate filament family member 2 (gene neff2). The coding region runs from base 86 to 1279 and encodes 397 amino acids. Gene Ontology annotation, molecular function: structural constituent of postsynaptic intermediate filament cytoskeleton. Gene Ontology annotation, biological process: neurofilament bundle assembly. The transcript has 4 exons. The record is from RefSeq and is a predicted model, not a curated record. Gene Ontology annotation, cellular component: postsynaptic intermediate filament cytoskeleton; intermediate filament; cytoplasm. NCBI's taxonomy places the organism in Eukaryota, Metazoa, Chordata, Chondrichthyes, Myliobatiformes, Myliobatidae.